Durusdinium trenchii is the source of this 843-nucleotide messenger RNA. The record is from the annotation of a GenBank genome assembly. Lineage: Eukaryota; Dinophyceae; Suessiales; Symbiodiniaceae.
AUGGUUUGGGGUCGGUCAAGCUCUCUGGCCAUUAUGCUGGCAGGCACGGCGCACGAAGGCUUCUCGAAAACGGCGCAGAAGCUUUUGAAGGACAUCGAGCCGUUGCUCAAGGAAGAGCUUGCAGCCAAUCCUGCCUACCAGCUGGUCUUCUGCGGUCACAGCAUGGGUGGCGCCUUGGGUGCCAUGUGCGUCGCCAUCCUCCGGGCCAAGGCUCGGAUUCCCGAGACGUGCGAGGCCUAUGCCUGGGCCAGAGGUUGCCGUGCCUAUGGAAUCGGGACCCCAGCGGUGCUCUCACGGAAUUUGGGCGAGGCCUUGGCGGCUGACAAGGCCGUGAUCACCGCGGUGAAUGCGCAGGAUUGGUCACCUCGUGCGUCUCUGUCGAAUGCCACAGAGCUGUUGGACGACCUGUGCCAGCUGAGCGUGGCCCGCACAGUGGCGCGCCUGGUGUCUGGCUCUGGCUACGCCUCGCGUGGGCCGGAGCAGCCGGAGGUAGAACAGCUUCCCCCAGGCAUCCUACUGCAGAUCGUCCCGGGCCAGGAGACAAAGCUUCUCCAGGCGACGGUGACCGACUAUCGACACUCCUUCCCUGCCUGGCCCGACGUGGCGGCACACAUCCCCUUGGCCUACGUGGAAGGGCUGGCGAGUGGCUUGCAAAAGUACAUUGCCGCUGACCUGACGCUGUCCUUCUGCCAACAGCCGGCGCUGCAAGCGCUGCGCCGUGUGAUGACCAGCUCCGCCAGCGCCUGCGACAAGGCGAAGCUGCCGCCGGAGCCUGACAAGGCGAGGCAGGUGGUGAGUGAGAACCUGCAGCAUGUUUGCGGGAUCAACAUCAUGCCUUUGUGA